AUGUCUCAACAACUCACUGUCCCAAAAAGACCUCUCACAUGGCUCAUCACCGGCUGCUCCUCCGGGUUCGGACUAGCUUUCACAAGACUGGCGCAAAAGCACGGCCACAUCGUAAUCGCCACCUCACGCAACCCCCAAAAGACACCAGACCUGGCACAUGAAGUCCAGAAUGGCGGAGGGCGCUGGCUCUCGCUCGAUGUCGACGACCUCAAUUCGGGAGACCUACUUGCGGACCUCGAGAAAGGCGGCACAGUCAUCGAUGUGCUGGUCAACAAUGCUGGAUGGUCCAUCCAUGGCCCGGCAGAGGGCUUCACGGAGGAAGAGACGAGGGCGCAGAUGAAUACUGUAUUCUUUGGACCUUACCGGCUGAUGAGGGCCGUGGCUCCGUUUAUGCGAGAGAGGCGCAGCGGCAUCAUUGUGAAUAUCAGCUCUGGAGCUGGACUGGAGGGAAGGGAGUCGAUGGGGAUUUACGCUGCUGCGAAAGCUGCGAUGGAUGGAGUGAGUAAAGUCCUCGCGAAGGAAAUGGCCCCGUUUGGUGUCCGCGUCUUGACAGUUGCGCUUGGGUCCUUCGAUACCAAUAUGGGACCUACAGUAAGGCUGGCGAGUAAGCCCACGCCCUCAGACUACGAGGGUAGUGCCCUCGAGGCAGUUUUCAAGGUAAUGGCUGCAUCGGCAACGGAGGGCUUUCCCGCGGAUGGGGAUCAUCUGAAGGCGGCGAAGGUGAUAUAUGAAGUUGUUACGGGCACGGGGGUGGGAGAGGGAAAAGAGAACGAGAGGGUCCUUCCGUUGGGAAGAGAUAUGGCUAAGAGAGUUGAUGAUGUCGUUGGAGGGUGGCAGAGAACGAUGGGGGUCUUUAGGGAUGUGUGCAAUAGUGUGUACUUGGAGAAGUGA
Molecule: messenger RNA, 891 nt
Organism: Colletotrichum orchidophilum
Lineage: Eukaryota; Fungi; Ascomycota; Sordariomycetes; Glomerellales; Glomerellaceae
Product: retinol dehydrogenase 8
Exons: 2
Coding region: 1-891 (296 amino acids)
Molecular function (GO): oxidoreductase activity
Source: RefSeq, a predicted model, not a curated record